Molecule: messenger RNA, 663 nt
Organism: Angiostrongylus costaricensis
Lineage: Eukaryota; Metazoa; Nematoda; Chromadorea; Rhabditida; Metastrongylidae
Source: the annotation of a GenBank genome assembly
AUGCAAGAUCGUGGUCAUUCGCGGCGAGGUGUUGAAAUGCCCUAUCAGCACAUAAACGUACCACAAGCUCGUGCCCUUAUGUUUCAAGCUGUUCCUGGCGGUAAUCCAACUAAUACAAUUGGAGUGAUUGACAUAACAGAAGUGAAUGGAGUGGUAACGAUGGUUGGAAGUCUAACUGGACUGCCACCAGGUCCUCACGGUUUCCACGUCCACGAGUAUGGCGAUUUGGGCAAUGGCUGCUUAGCAUCGGGAGCGCACUUUAACCCUUACAGAUCAGAUCAUGGUGGCCCAGCAAACCCACCUUCAUCAAGACACGUCGGGGAUCUUGGAAACAUAGUAACACCGGCAAAUGGUCCAACCCCGAUCAACGUCAGAGAUUCCCUGAUGAAAUUCACUGGGAAUCGCGGUAUUGUAGGGCGAGCCUUCGUAAUCCAUGCAAACCCAGAUGAUCUGGGAACCGCUGGGAAUGAUGGCAGCCGGACAGUGGGCAAUGCUGGUGCACGUCUUGCCUGUGGAAUUAUUGGUUAUAUCAUGCCUAGAACUGAUGGCGAUUUGGAGAAUGGUUGCCUAGUAGCAGGCGACCACUACAAUCCUUUCAAACGAAACAUGGUGGACCAAAAAGCCGAAGUUCAAGACGACAUGUCGUGGAUCUUGGAAGCAUAA